AUGGAGAAAACAGGUGAGGUUAAUGUCAGCAGUAACAAAUGGCUGAGACUCGUCCGGUGGCAUCAAAAGAAGAAAGUGAACGAGGAAGGAGAAGAUGGAGCCAAAGAUGAAGGGAAAAAUAACAUCGCUCUGGAUCUGAAGUUGAAAGUUAAUUGGAGAGAGUUGGCGGUUGAUCCGGCAGAAAAGUUUUAUUAUGUCUGGCUACAGGUCAUGAUCUUCCCUAUUGUCUACAACUGGGUGAUCAUUAUUUUGAGAACAUGCUUCACGGGUAUUGCAACGAGCUACCUGCCUGUGUGGCUUACACUGGACUAUCUGUCAGACCUCAUGUAUAUUGUUGACAUGGUCAUCACUGUUCACACAGGUUACUUGGAUCAGGGUAUCCUGAUAAUAGAUCUAAAUCACCUGAAGAAGCGAUACCUGCACUCAAAACAUUUCUUGAGAGACUUGAUUUCCGUGCUGCCCACUGACUUUCUCUACUUUCUCUUUGGCAUUCAAACACCAAUGGUGAGGAUCAACCGCCUUCUGCGCAUGCCACGACUCAACGAGGCCUUGGAUCGCAUGGAGACAAGAACCUCCUACCCCAACACCUUUCGCAUCACCAAGCUCAUGAGCUACAUCUUUGUAUUGAUCCACUGGAAUGCCUGUCUCUACUUUGCACUUUCCAACUACAUUGGUUUCGGAAGUGACCGUUGGGUCUACCCAAACAUCUCCAAUCCAGAGUUUGCCUCCAUGCGCCGUCAAUACUUUUACUGCUUUUGGUUUUCUGCCCAGAUUUUCACCACAGUAGGAGACACCCCCCUGCCAAAAAGGGAAGAGGAGUACUUGUUUAUGAUUGCAGACCUGCUCAUUGCUGUGCUGGUAUUUGCAUCCAUUGUUGGUAACGUUGGUAAUGUCAUCUCAAGCCUAAGAGACCGUGAUAAUGUAUUUUUCCCCAACCAUGAGCUGGUGAAGGCAUACCUACGUAGCCAUCACAUUAGCAAGGAACUUCGUCAGCGUAUCGACAACUGGUACCAGCAUCUGCACAUCAACAAGAAGAUCAUGCGAGAGAAUGAAAUCCUGCAGCAGCUGCCUGUGCACCUGAGGACAGAGAUCGCUGUCAGCGUUCACCUCUCCACGCUUUCCAAAGUCACCAUCUUCAAGAGUUGUGAGAAAAGUCUGCUGGAGGAGCUGGUGCUUAAGCUAACACCACAGGUGUUCAGUCCAGGAGAAUAUGUCUGCAGAAAAGGAGAUGUGGGCCAUGAGAUGUACAUCAUCAGAGAGGGAAAACUUGCAGUUGUAGCAGAUGAUGGGGUCACCGAGUUCGCUGUGCUGACUGAAGGAAAUUUUUUCGGAGAAAUUAGUAUCCUCAACAUCAAAGGUAACAAGUCAGGAAACCGUCGUACUGCCAACAUCCGAAGCAUCGGCUACUCUGACCUGUUUAGCUUGUCUAAAGAAGAUCUAACUGAGGUGUUAUCUGAGUUCCCUGCUGCCAAACAUCACUUGGAGGAGAAAGGAAGACAGAUCCUCACCAAGAUGGGCAUGUUGGAGGAGAGUGGGGAGGGAGAGCAGCAGGAGGAAGAGAAAGUGGAAACCAAGAUAAAAAGGCUUGAGAGCAUCUUGGAGGUGUUGCAAACCAAACUAGCUAGACUGAUGAUGGAACUAGAGUCGAGCAGCCACAAGAUGCAGGCCAGGGUUGAGCAGUUGGAGAGGGAGGUGGCAGUGCUGGAGACUCAGCUGCCAGAAGAUGGGGAAGAGGCAGAAAUAGCAGAGGGAAGAGGUGAAGGGGUGGGAGAGGAGGUUGAGUGGGAGCGAGAAGACGCAGAAGGUGAGGAAGAGGAGGGUUCAGAUCCAAAGGUGAAAAAGCAGCAACAGACAGAAGAUAAUAAUGAUGUGACCAAGGAGGGAGACAGAGAGAGCACGAAAAGCACAAAAGAAAAUGUAGAGAGGCCUGUUGAGGGAAAUAAAUCUGGGCUGAAGGACCCAGAUGACAAGGAAAAGAAAAAACACAAUGAUGGAGACAAAACCAGAGAAAAAGGAGAUGAUAGACCUGGGAAAGGAGAUGGAGCUGAGAUCAGACCUGAAGAGGAGCAAGAGGAUAAAAGCAGAGAAGGAGAAUCUGUAGUGGGUAGAGAAAAGACUGGCGAAGAAAAAAGAGGAAAGGGGUCGAAAGAUGAAGAGUAGAACAAAUUAAUCUAAAAUCAAAACAACUGAAAAGGAGAAUGAAGUGUAAAUAUUUAUUGUUGUUCGAUUUCUAUGAAUACAAAUGUUGAAAACCUCAACAUAUGUUUGCAGUAUAACCUGUACCCAUAGGUGGCAUCAUUGUACCCUAGUGCAGAGAAACUGUACUAGAUUGGAAUCAAAGACGAGAGAUGAUAUCAGUAUAAUACAUUUAUCCAUACAUGUAGGAGAUGUACACAAACAUUCAAAAGGUCUUUUAACGCAUCUUUCUCUGAGGUAAAUCAAUCUGCACGCAACAAAACUAUUUCACAAAUCUCCUCCACAGUCACAUUCCUGAGCAAAGGCCUAAUCCUUGAGUCAGAUGAUGUCACAUUUACUCUCGAGAACACACAACUAAAGGUGCAUCAGUAUAGUAUUCACUCUAUCUCUCCUCCUUGGGUUGGAUGGUCGGUUUGGUUAGAUUUGGGUUGUUUAGGUAUUUGGUUUAGUUAAAUCUCAAUAUGGUCACACAUCCAUAAACAACAAACUUUACUGAUAAACAAAGUACAUAUUACUUAAUGAUUUAAUUUACUUAAUUCACUGUCAUGGACUACACCACGACAGUGUAACAUUUGAAUCUUUUAAUAAAAUCCCGGCCUGUAUUAGAUUUUGAGGAUGGAUAAAUGGAUGUGAAGGGCAAGGAUGAAUAUAAAUGAAGGACGUCUCUGUCAGGCUGGGGAGGAUAUGCGAUGAACUAGGGCCUAGUUACUAGGCAGAUGGAGACUCUUGUAGGGGUUUCCAUCUCAAGCUCUUUUUUCCACCCAACUGGUGUCGGACCCCCCAGGACCUAGGUAGAGCAUGUGAGAAAUAUGCGCCAGAUUUAGUUGGAAGGGAUGCAAGUAGGGAUGGGGAUGUAGGUAGGGGAGGAUGAAGGGAUGUAGGUAUUGAUUAGGAUGUAGUAGGAGAGGCGGAAGGUAUGAAUGGAAGGGUGGGUGGGUUUGAGAGAUCUGAGGCAAACGGAGCAGGAUGGGUUGACUAGUAUAAGAAAGGUAGAUGGGAAAUUAGAGGAGUGUUCAAGGCGCGGUCCCCCUCCCGAGCCUAAGUUAAAUUAUUAACUUCAUAUAAAUUAAAUGUUUUACUUUAUAAUGUCACAUGUGGUCUCCAUGUGUGUCGUCUGGAACAACAAAGAGAGAAAGGAAAGACCUGCUGAUAUCAGAAAGUCUUGAAGAUAUGAUGUGGAAUACAUUUUUAUUUGCUGAAUAUCUCUUUUGGUUAUUUUCUUAAUGCACACAGAUCCAGUUCCUUAAUGUCUCACGUGACACUGUGAUCUGCGUGAGAAAAAACGAAAGAAGACUUUCUUGCCUACAUGUGUAUUCAAUUUACCAGAAUCCACAGAUUUUUGAGGAAAAUCUUUUCUCAAAAGGAUGCUGAGAAACUAGUCCAUGCUUUCUUUACCUACACUUGACGUUGUGAUUCUUUAUCACCAAUAUACUCCAGGGAAUCUGUGAAAAGCCUCCAGUUGGUCUAAAAUUCUGUAGCAGAGUGCUGACAGCAACUAGAAUAACAGCCAAUUUUACUCCAAGCUUCUGCAGUGGCUACCUGUAAAAGUCAGCAUAGAAUUCAACAUCCUGCUCCUUACUUACAAGCCCUUAACAAUCAAGCCCUUCAUACAUUAAAGAGCUCAUAGCAUCAUAUUGUCCCAAUAGAUCACUUUGUUCCCUAAAUACUCUUAUGGCUCAGUCUGUAAGAGUAGAAUGGGAGGUAGAGCCUUUAGCUGUAGGCUCCUCUCGGAAGGCUGACACCAUCUCUACAUUUAAGGUUAGACCUAAACUGUUCCUGUUAGAUAAAGCUUAUAGAAAACAUCAGAAAACAGUUUUUAAUCAUUGUGUGUCCCCUGCUAUACUGUUUGUUGUACUUACCAUGUUUUAACCUCUGUAAUUCUGUAGGCCCAAGUAAUGGAAUGCAAAUUUGAACUGGAAACAUAAAACACGGAAUUCUGA
This is a messenger RNA of Platichthys flesus (European flounder), 4136 nucleotides long. It is a transcript of the gene cnga4, whose product is annotated as cyclic nucleotide gated channel subunit alpha 4. Gene Ontology annotation, cellular component: plasma membrane; intracellular cyclic nucleotide activated cation channel complex. The record is from RefSeq and is a predicted model, not a curated record. NCBI's taxonomy places the organism in Eukaryota, Metazoa, Chordata, Actinopteri, Pleuronectiformes, Pleuronectidae. Bases 1 to 2160 code for a protein of 719 amino acids. Gene Ontology annotation, biological process: monoatomic cation transmembrane transport. Gene Ontology annotation, molecular function: cGMP binding; protein-containing complex binding; intracellularly cAMP-activated cation channel activity. The transcript has 7 exons.